This is a messenger RNA of Conger conger (European conger), 5848 nucleotides long. RefSeq names its product cell adhesion molecule L1-like b (gene chl1b). The transcript has 30 exons. Lineage: Eukaryota; Metazoa; Chordata; Actinopteri; Anguilliformes; Congridae. The record is from RefSeq and is a predicted model, not a curated record. Gene Ontology annotation, biological process: cell-cell adhesion. Gene Ontology annotation, molecular function: protein binding. Bases 222 to 4109 code for a protein of 1295 amino acids.
UAAGGGUGGAUUCUGUAGUGUGCGUGUUGUGUGUGCGUGUUUACACGCUUUGCAUGCUUAUGGAUUACUCAAGACACACAGGAGACGCCACACUCUAAAAGACGUUUUACUGGACAUGGUUUCUGCUAAGGUUUCGCCAGCUGACGUGCCGCUGACUGAGAUGAACUGAGCGGGAGGGAGCAGCAGCGUGGUUUCUCCAGGUUUCUCUCAGCCGCAGAGCAAUGACUUCGCCCCGGGCCCCGGGCGUGGCCCUCCUCCUGGGCGUGAUCUGCAGCUUCAGCCUCUUCUCCCUCGCCCCCGCCCUCGACAUCCCGCUGGAGGUCGAGCAGCCGCCCACCAUCACCGCUCAGUCCCCCAGCUCUCUGAUCGCCUUCCCCUUCGACGAGAGCUUCUUCAUAAUGUGCGAGGCCAGAGGCAACCCGGAGCCCACAUACCGGUGGACGAAAAAUGGCCGGGAGUUUGACCCGCACAAAGACUCCAAGCUCAUAAAUGUGGGAAACGGGGCAUUCGCGAUCCCGAAUAAAGGAAACCUGACACAGUAUCAGGGAAAGUAUCGCUGCCACGCGUCCAAUAAGCUGGGAACGGCCAUAUCCGAGGAGAUUGAGUUCAUCGUGCCCCAUGUCCCAAAGUUCCCAAAAGAGAAGAUUGAGCCCCUCAAAGUGGAGGAAGGGGAAUCCUUCAUUUUAGAAUGUAAGCCUCCCAAAGGUAUCCCCCCUCUGCAGAUCUACUGGAUGACCUUAGGUCUACAGCACAUCGAGCAGGACGAUAGAGUGUCCAUGGGCCUCGAUGGCAAUCUCUACUUCGCCAACGCCUUGGUUAAGGACAGCCGCAGAGACUACUGCUGCUACGCCGCCUUCCCGCGGAUACGGACCAUCGUCCAGAAAACCGCCAUGUCCGUGAUCGUCAGCAGGAUCAAGUCUGCCAAUGACUCCGAUAGCGAGGCAAGUGCCAACGCCAUUCUGGAAAGAAAACCCAGGCUUCUGGUGCCCCCUGGUGGCAAGACAGAGGAAGGACAUGUUAAACAACUGGAGAAAGGACUGGUGAAAGGUGACAAACUGGAGCUGGAAUGCAUCGCUGAGGGAUUUCCAACUCCGACGAUAGAGUGGACUAAGGAAGGUAAAGUAGGCCACGAAAAGCCUGAGAAAGCAACCAUCGAGAACCACGGGAAACUCCUGACCAUAUUGAAGGUGGACGCUGACGACGAGGGCAUGUACACGUGCAGGGCGGAGAACUCCCACGGACACGACGUCUACAAAUUUGACGUGAAAGUCGAAGAGCCUCCCCGGUGGCUGGUGGAGCCACGCAGCCAGCUGGCGACCAUCGGCUCAGAAGUGCAGAUCAACUGCUCAGCCUCAGGUUCUCCUCCGCCCGCAAUAACAUGGCGGAUGAACGGACAGCUCCUCGAGGACACCACGGUGGCCAACAGAAACGUGCUUGGCGGCACCAUUGUUCUGCGCAACGCUCAACCUGACAACAGUGCGGUCUAUCAGUGUGAGGUGUCCAACAGGCACGGGACCCUCCUGGCCAAUGCUAAUAUCAUGGUUAUGAACCUGCCUCCUAUGAUUCUCACGGAGGACAACCAAGAGUAUGAAGCUACAGAGGGGAAGAGCGCCAUCAUGCACUGCAAGGUUUUCAGUUCACCGCCGUCCAUAAUCACCUGGGCCUCUGUGGAGGACUCAGCGAGAUUCUCUAAGCAUGAGAACGGCUCGCUGGAGAUCCACAGCGUUGAGAGAGGGGACGCGGGCCAGUACUCCUGCAUUGCCUCAAACAUCGAGGGCGAAAGCAUUAUCACCGCUUCACUCGAUAUAAAAGUUCCUACCAGAAUUGUGGACCGACCGCAAAACCUCAGAAUCCUGAGGGGAACCACUGCCCAUUUCACCUGCCUGGCUGAAUACGACAAGUCCUUCCGAGGUGACCUUGAGACGCUUUGGGAAAAGGAUGACGUGGAGUUAGUCUUCAACCACACUGAGAACGCCGGAUUCGUUUUGGACGACGGGGUUCUGCAGAUCAUCAACGUGAGCCAUAAAGACCAGGGCACGUACACGUGUCGGGUCUUAACCCCUCUGGACGAGGAUUCGGCCUCCGCUGAGCUUGUGGUGUUGGAUGUCCCAGAUGCUCCGGAGGACGUGGUGGUGUUGGAACGCAAGAACAAGAGUGCGAGGCUGAAAUGGGUCCCCGGGGACGACCACAGCAGCCCCGCAAACGAGUUUGUUAUUGAAUAUGAGGAGAGCGAGUGGGAACCAGGAAAGUGGAAAGAGCUCCUAAGAGUUCCAGGAGACCAUGUCUCGGCCCACCUGAAGUUACACGGGCAUGUGGACUACCAGUUCCGCGUCUUCGCCAUCAACGCCAUCGGGCACGGACCCCCCAGCGCACCCACAGAGCGAAUCAAGACUCCUCCUUCAGCUCCAGACAGAAACCCUGAAAACAUAAAAAUUGAAGGUCGUUUGCCCCAUGAAAUGGAUAUUAUCUGGGAGCCACUGUUGCCCAUUGAACACAACGGGCCUGGUUUGGAGUAUAAGGUGAGCUACAGGCUUCAGGGCACAGGCGAAGACUGGAAGGAGCAUAUGGUUAAAAGGCACUCCUUUGUCGUGAAGAACACCCCGACGUUCGUCCCCUACGAGAUCAAGAUCCAGGCACGGAACAACCACGGCUGGGGACCCGAGCCUACAGUGGUGAACGAGUACUCUGGGGAGGACCAGCCUGCUGCAGCCCCACAUGACGUGGCCGUGGAGCUGAUGAACAACACCUUGAUCAAGGUCAACUGGACACGGGUUCCCAAGGACAAGCUGAAUGGACACCUGGGAGGAUACAGGGUGAACUUCUGGAGGCUCAGGAGCCUCCUGGAUUCGAAGAAGGUCCACGGCGUUAAGCAGACCAUCACGCUUCCGGGGGACAGGGACCGCGGGAUGGUCCCGGGGCUGCAGCCUUUCUCUGAGUACAGUUUGCAGGUCAUGGCCUUCAACGGGCGGGGCAACGGUCCCACCAGUCACCCUGUCACCUUCAGGACUCCAGAGGGGGUUCCUGAGAAGAGCCCCUUUCUGAGAGCCACGAACUUCCAAAAGGAUUCCCUCACGCUGGUCUGGACCCCCCCGCUGGAGGCCAACGGCGUCCGCACCGGCUACGUCCUGCAGUACCAGCUGAUCAACGGCACCGAGGAGGUGGGGCAGCUGCAGACGGUGAACAUCUCCAGUCCUGACACCACCAAGUGGGUCCUACAGGACCUGGAGCCGCACAGUCGUUACCUGUUCUACCUGAGGUCCUGCACCAGGGUGGGGUGCGGACCCCCCGUCAGCGAAGAGGGAAAAACCUUCCUGGAAUCAAAUGCGUCUUCCACCACAGCUGCGGCACCCAAUGUCCACCUCAGCCAAUCCUCAGCCUCCUCUCCAAGCACUUCCACAUCUCCUGUGGCUAAUGCCACACUUUCAUCCUUAGUUCCUAUCCUGUCCAAUAUUAGUUCCUCUGUUAGUGACAACUUUGCAAAAAUCAGCUGGAUUCCCAGGAGCGAGCAAAAGGAGUCAGAGUUGUAUGUUGCGUAUAUGAACAACCGUAAAGGUAACUGGAAGAUUUCAGAGGCAGUAAACACAUCUAAGAGUUUCCACAUCAUUGAGGGGCUCGAACCAGGGACUGUGUACACAGUGCGGCUUAUGACUAAGAGCUGGGUUGAUAAUUCUAGUAUUUUUGAAGAUGUUAUCAAGACCAGGGGGACAGGCUCGGCCAGCAAGCGUGGAGGAAUACCCACGGAAGGCUGGUUCAUCGGUGUGAUGACUGCUGUGGCCUUGCUCACGCUGAUUGCUCUAAUCGCCUGCUUCGUCAACAGAAACAAAGGGGGGAAGUAUUCUGUAAAGGAGAAGGAGGACAUGCACCCAGACCUCGAGUCCCAGGGCAUGGGUGACGACACAUUCAGUGACAAUGAUGAAAAGCCGCUGAAAGGGAGCCUGCAGUCUCUCAGUGGCGACAUUAAGGCAGCGGACAGCGGGGACAGCUUAGUGGACUACGGAGACGAGGAGGACGGCCAGUUCAACGAGGACGGCUCCUUCAUCGGGGAGUACGCCGGCCACAAGCAGAGGGAAUCCAUGGAAGUCAAAGGAACGGCUCAAAGCAUAGCCUGAGGGAAGGGGAAUUUAAUCCAUCUUUAGGACAACACUGUAAUGCAAUUUGUGGGAAAGGGAAAAAGUAGAGAAAUAAACGGCUUAAUCAACGUGAAGCACAAUUUCAAAGGGAAAAAAACGAAUGUGCUGUGUUCAGCCACACUGCCAUCUUGACUCUGGGUCGUUCAAAGCCCGGCACACUGUAACAGAUUUUGUGAUCAUUUCAAAUGUACUGGCUCUCGUUUUGUAUUACAAUGGGAUCACUUCAGAUGGAGGGUCCAGAUCAUUAAUUGAAAUGCAGAAACUGUUUGUACUUAGCUCAAAUGUAAAAAGAAAACUAAACGUGCGCACACACACACACACACACACAGGCAUACACAUAUCCCCUCUUUUUUUAUCUGCUAUGCAGCAAGUUUCCACCCCCCUCCACUUCCUCAUGCUCAUUUUUCAUGUUACAGCAUGCAAGUGUAUGUGAAUAUAUGAACUCAGCAUUUUUCUGCCGCAGCAAAUGUUAUUAGUUUGUAUUUCAGAUGCAGACAUUAAAUGCAAUGUACUACGUGUAUAAAAGUUGUUUACUACUAAAUUAUUCCCCAUAAAGUGCUACAUACUCAAUGCUCUAGACAAGGGCUAAGUCAGUGGGAAAAAAUAAUAAUACAACAAAUAAACUACUAUAAUAAAUACACUGGAUCCUACCAGCAAGUAAGAGUUCUCAGUGAAGGAAAUUCAAGAUUAUUAUGUAAGGUACUAUGUGAUCCAUAUAUUUGUAGCUUUUUCCUACUUUAAUGUUAUUAUGUCACAUACGUUUUAUCUAGCUGUACAUAUUAUAGAAAACAAAGGAUAUUCAUUUUAUUUGUACAGUUAGUUGGGUCUGUUGCAAUGAAAUGAUAGCAGUGAAUCAGACUAAUAGUGAUAUUGUAUUCACUGUCUAGGCACAUAAAAACUUGGAUCAUAAACAGCACAUUGGCCUUGAUUAUUACCCAUUUCCUUUUAACUGCCACAAAAUGGCUGCCAUGCUAGAGGAUGUCAAGUUUGGAAUCCAAUACGACUGUGUUGCGGUGCCUUUAAUUCCGGUAUGUAAUAGUUAUCAUUAUCAUCGUCAUUGGCAUCCCCAUCACCAUCUAGUUUGUUAUUUUGUAUAACUGUGUUUGUUUUGUAGCAUUCUGAGAACUCUUCUGUCAAUCAUUGCCGUAGGUCCUGAGAUCAGGGUCUAGAGUGCUGAUCCACACCUUGACACACUGUAUUUGGGAUUAAUUUUGCAUACGUUCAAGCUUUAUUUUUAUUACACAUACCAACUGUAUACUGUGAGCCGUAUUCAUUGCAAUCGACCCUAUUUUUAUGUUUCUUUACCUUUUUUACUGUCAAAUGAUAAAUACCCAUACCAAGGCACUCAGGGAAGGACGAUUUUAGUUUUAGAAGCUCCCAGAUGCUUUUAUGUGGGUUAGUAAUAAUACCUUUGUAAGUUUGGUAUUGGUAUUUCAUAUCCAGACACACACUAAUGUUGCCAUAAUGACCAACAUGUAAUGAAGUGCAGUAUAUCAAUACAUGUAAUGUGAUAUUUCUGUUAAAAAAACAAAAACAUUUUUCAUGAUGCAUGUCGUUGUGAUUGUAAAAACAACCACAAAGAGUUUUGUACAGUUUUGGGAAUUAAAAACAAAAAGACAAACAAAAAGUGCAGUAUUCAGUAGUCACUGCAGAGUUAUGUGUUUAUAAAAAAAAUGCACUGUGUUGGGAUGUAAAUAAGAAAUAAUUUACUCAAUUUA